CCUCGGAGAUAAAUAAGCAAUAAGCAACCUUUAGAAACAUCAUCAAAACAAGCCGAUGCGGUAGUCUUGCUGUUCCUUUUAAUUGUGAGAUUAACUUGAUCGCUAAAUAAUUUCAUCACGGUUUCUCAUAACAAGAAAUAGUUAAAAAUGGUUGUCCGGGAGUACAACGACGAGUUGAAAUACCUGGAGAGAUUGACUCCACACAGCUGGAAGAUAAAAAAAGGCUUCCAGCCCAACAUGAAUGUCGAAGGCGUUUUUUACGUCAACGAACACCUGGAAGAGUUGAUGUUCGAGGAAUUAAGGAAUUCGUGCCGACCUGGCAUGAUUGGUGGUUUCCUGCCAGGAAUGAAGCAAAUCGCAAACGUCGCCGCUCUGCCUGGAAUCGUGGGAAAGUCCAUCGGACUCCCAGACGUCCACUCCGGCUACGGCUUUGCCAUCGGAAACAUGGCUGCCUUCGAUAUGUCGAAUCCGAACUCGAUUGUUUCUCCCGGUGGCGUCGGCUUUGACAUCAACUGUGGGGUUCGCCUUUUGAGGACCAACCUGAUGGAAAAGGACGUCCAUGAUGUGAAGGAGCAACUGGCCCAGAGCCUCUUUGACCACAUACCGGUCGGUGUGGGUUCAAAGGGAAUUAUUCCCAUGAAUGCAAAGGAUCUCGAGGAAGCUUUGGAGAUGGGAAUGGACUGGUCCCUUCGAGAAGGUUAUGUUUGGGCUGAGGACAAGGAGCACUGUGAAGAAUACGGCAGGAUGUUGAACGCCGACCCGAGCAAAGUGAGUGUCCGGGCCAAGAAAAGGGGCCUUCCCCAGUUAGGCACCCUGGGCGCUGGAAACCAUUACGCAGAAAUCCAAGUGGUCGAGGAAAUCUUCGAUAAAUUCGCAGCUACCAAGAUGGGAAUUGACUCGGUUGGUCAGGUCUGCGUGAUGAUCCACUCGGGCAGCAGAGGUUUCGGUCACCAAGUGGCCACCGAUGCUCUGGUUGAGAUGGAGAAAGCCAUGGCCAGGGACAAAAUUGAAACCAACGAUAGGCAGCUGGCCUGUGCCAGGAUUGGCUCAAAGGAGGGUCAAAAUUACUUAAAUGCGAUGGCGGCAGCGGCCAAUUUUGCCUGGGUUAAUCGCAGCUCCAUGACAUUUCUUACUAGACAGGCGUUUGCAAAACAAUUCAAUGCAUCUCCGGACGACCUGGACAUGCAUGUUAUUUACGACGUCUCACACAAUAUUGCCAAAAUCGAAGAGCACAUGGUCGACGGUAAACUCAAAACACUUCUAGUCCACAGGAAGGGAUCAACCAGAGCUUUCCCUCCUUACCACCCCCUCAUCCCUGUCGACUACCAAUUAACGGGGCAACCUGUUCUAAUUGGCGGGACAAUGGGCACCUGCAGCUAUGUUCUGACCGGUACUCACCAAGGAAUGCAAGAAACAUUUGGAUCAACUUGUCAUGGAGCUGGUCGGGCACUGUCGAGAGCCAAAUCUCGCCGCAACAUUGGAUACCAGGACGUCCUGGACAAACUGCAGGAGAGUGGAAUCUCGAUCCGAGUGGCCUCCCCAAAACUGGUGAUGGAAGAAGCUCCCGAGUCUUACAAAAAUGUAACUGAGGUCGUGGACACUUGUCACGCAGCUGGAAUAAGCAAAAAGGCCAUUAAACUGCGACCCAUUGCCGUCAUCAAGGGCUAAUUACUAAUUUAUUAGCAAUUAAACUCCAGCCUACUAAAAAUUUCUCUAGCUGCGAAUUAAAUAAUUCAACCUGUCGUACUUGCGAUAAAUACCGUAAGUGAGUGAUACACUGAAAGUCUCAAGUUUUUUUGUAAAAUUAAUAAAAUACUAUAAUUGAUAUU
Neocloeon triangulifer is the source of this 1829-nucleotide messenger RNA. It is a transcript of the gene RtcB, whose product is annotated as RNA-splicing ligase RtcB homolog. Gene Ontology annotation, biological process: tRNA splicing, via endonucleolytic cleavage and ligation. Bases 148 to 1668 code for a protein of 506 amino acids. Lineage: Eukaryota; Metazoa; Arthropoda; Insecta; Ephemeroptera; Baetidae. Gene Ontology annotation, molecular function: RNA ligase (ATP) activity. Gene Ontology annotation, cellular component: tRNA-splicing ligase complex; nucleus. The record is from RefSeq and is a predicted model, not a curated record. The transcript has 8 exons.